AUGGAAACCAAGUUAUCCGGCGUGUUCACGAUCACGAACGCUCGCUAUCGCAAUAGAAUAAAGAUGCGCAACAACAACGACGCCGAACCAUUGAUAUGCGUCGUUCCGAACUUAUCAGAACUUUCUCAAACAGAGCUGUGGAGACUCGUGCCUAGCACUGACAAUCGCCAUCAAAUCAAAAACAUGGAGUUCAAUUACAUCGCAUCUAUUCCACCUUCAUCUAAGAUUGAAACACAUGUGCACGGGUCCGAUAGGGAAUACUGGUGGUUCACCGAGAAAGCGGAAGAGGAGAAAUCUGGACCAGAUGCUUACUUCAUCCGACGUGGAGAGCUUUGUUGGCAUCUCGUCGAUAAAUCAGAUGAGACUCCAGUGAGAUAUACGCCCCCAUCGUAUCUGCGCAGCGCAGUUGACAAUCUUGAAACUAGAUUGAGCUUCAAUGCUGGUCUGUGGAUCAUCAUGCGGCACAUUGAUCCUGAUGCGAGUGAUGGAAACCAUUCAUUUGAGUCGACUGUAAGUCCUCCAACGUUUCCAGCAUCAUCACUCCAGCCAUUGGUGGACUUCAACUGCGCGAAUGACGCAUAUAUAGAGGGUCAAGUACAUGCGUCCAUGAGGCCAGCCUUCGAGAUCUUCAAGUGUGCAUCCAAGUGCUUCCAAGAUGCUCUCCGCGGUCUGAUACAGCAAAUCCGGGCUCAUUCCUUUAUUACCAUGCCGUCUCCUAUUUACAGGACAGUCUUGGAUAUUGACCUGUACGGCCUAGAAUAUGCAACUGGGGUCGGGGUGAACAUAUUAAAGCAAUGUCACCCAGGUAGUCGACGGGAAGUCCUCUCCAUGAUGCAAGACUGGGUUAUGGCCACGCAGGAGGAAGCGAAGAAAGUCUUCUGGUUGUCCGGGAUGGCUGGGACGGGCAAACAACAGUGGACGAAAUUGAUCAUGGAACCGAUCAAAGAAGCGUGCAAAACAACCUACGCACCCGUAUUGGUCGUUCUUGACGCGCUUGAUGAAAGUGGCGCAGAGGAUACCCGUGAACUGUUACUUCAGUUAUUAUCCUCUGCCGCUGAGCUGCCGCCCAAUAUUCGUAUACUCAUCACAUCCCGCCCACUUCCUGACAUUCGCGAUGGACUUCGCCGACAAAGCGUUCAACACUUCUCCUUGGAUAGUGUUCCACCAGAACUAACCAGACAUGAUAUGGAGCAGUGUAUCGCCGCGAAGCUGGGAGAUCUGCGCAUCUUUCAGGCGGAAGACUACGUGGCGUUAGCGCGAAAGUCAAACGGUGUUUUCGAAUGGGCUCGCCUCUCCUGUGAAUACAUUACCGGUAGAGCAUUAAUAGGGUCUAAUCCCAGAAUUCGCUACAAUGCGGUGACCGCAGGAAUAUCUGGAACACAAAACCUGUUGGAUGAUAUGUACAAGCUCAUUUUGACGAAGGCUAUGCAGGAAGACGAGCGUAUGAAUGUCCUUGCGUUUCGUGCCCGGCGCAUUUCAUUAACGGAUAGCGUGGAUGUGGAGUUGGUCAUAGACUCCCUGGGCGCGGUUCUCACCGGCAUCACAGAUAACAAAACUCCCAUUCGACCAUUACAUGCAUCAUUCUACGAUUUUCUGAUAGACGAGGGCUGGAGUGGCGAAUUUUUUCGCUUCUCAGAGGUCACAUGCACUGGAUUUAAUCUGUCGCAAUCUCGCACGACGGCAGCAGCUGGUCCACCUCUUCAAGGGCACAUUCACUGGGUCAGAUCCGUUGCAAUCUCGCACGACGGGCAGAUAAUCGUGUCCGGUUCAGCUGACAAGACCAUUCGAGUGUGGGACGCUAACACGGGUCGGCAGCUGGGCUUGCCUCUCAGAGGCCACACACAGUCCGUCAGAUCUGCCGCAAUCUCGCAUGACGGGCAGCAAAUCGUGUCCAGUUCGGGUGAUAACACCGUCAGAAUAUGGGACGUAGGUUCGGGGCGGCAAGUGGGCUCGCCUCUUGAAGGCCACACGGCAUGGGUUACGUCUGUUGCAAUCUCGCCCGACGAGCAGCGAAUCGUGUCCGGGUCAGAUGACAUGACGAUUAGAGGAGGUUCUCCGCCGUCUUCCCUCAUACCUGAUGAGGAGGGCUGGGUUGUUGGUCCUAAGGGUCAGCUUCUGCUCUGGGUCCCAAUCCAGCUCGUAGACCGGUCACGGAUACCUGCACCGGGAAACAUUUCAGUGUUCCUCAAUAAUAUGCUGCAGCUGGAUCUGAGUCAAUUCACACAUGGGGAGGCUUGGAACGAAUGUUAUGAUCCAGAUGGUGUAUAA
This is a messenger RNA of Fibroporia radiculosa, 2268 nucleotides long. RefSeq lists its product as uncharacterized. Gene Ontology annotation, molecular function: protein binding. Bases 1 to 2268 code for a protein of 755 amino acids. The record is from RefSeq and is a predicted model, not a curated record. Gene Ontology annotation, cellular component: transcription repressor complex; nucleus. The transcript is spliced from 11 exons. Lineage: Eukaryota; Fungi; Basidiomycota; Agaricomycetes; Polyporales; Fibroporiaceae. Gene Ontology annotation, biological process: negative regulation of transcription by RNA polymerase II.